GCAAUGACGGCUCCUUCGGGCAAUAUUUGUGAACGUGAAGGAAGGCCAUCGGCUCUCGGACACUUUCUCUCGAAGUUUGGUGCAAGAAAGAGCCGCAGUAAAAGUCCGACGAUGACACUCUCGCUGAAGUGUAAGGCGAGCACAUUACCUACGAACGGUACACCGUCGAAUGGCACAACGCAGUUUCGAAUGAGUAACAACGAUGUGAGUAUUUGUCACUGA
Anisakis simplex (herring worm) is the source of this 222-nucleotide messenger RNA. Lineage: Eukaryota; Metazoa; Nematoda; Chromadorea; Rhabditida; Anisakidae. The record is from the annotation of a GenBank genome assembly.